GACUUCACACAUCAAAUCUUCAGCUCUGUGGAUUCGAUUCUCCUGACUACAAAAUAAACAAAAUGGCCGCCAUGAAGACCGCCCUGAUGCUGCUGCUCGUCGCCUUCGCCUUGAUGGUGGUGACGGAGGCCGCCGUCCGCGUCGGGCCCUGCGACCAGGUCUGCAGCCGCAUCGACGCCGAGAAGGAUGAGUGCUGCAGGGCCCAUGGACACAGCGGAUGGAGCAGCUGCAGUGGCGGGAUGUAUUGCUAUUGACACCACAAGCACCAAGCCCAAUUAUAGUAAAUAUUUACGCUGACACAACUGGCAUGGAAAAAGCACUGAUUGAACCUACGGAAUUGUUUA
This is a messenger RNA of Ostrinia furnacalis (Asian corn borer), 344 nucleotides long. Its product is annotated as spodomicin-like. The coding region runs from base 63 to 254 and encodes 63 amino acids. The record is from RefSeq and is a predicted model, not a curated record. Lineage: Eukaryota; Metazoa; Arthropoda; Insecta; Lepidoptera; Crambidae. The transcript has a single exon.